AAGAGAUCACGAGGGUCAGCAGCGCUUAGACAUUGACGGCUCAGCCGCUUUUAUUAUAAGCCCUUUGCUUCUGCUCGUUUCUCUUACUCUCCCAUCUCCCACAAGGUUCUCGGAGUAGUACACGGAAUACGGAGGAAAAAUGGCGUUUCCAUAUACUGAGCUUGACGUCGCCCGAAGGCAGAUUCGUCUGUUAAGUAUCAUUUCCGACACGAACACCGACGCUAAGGUUAGAUGUACCAUACAAUCCGUGUCUCUGCAAGAGCAGCAACCUAAAUACGACGCACUCUCUUACGUUUGGGGAGAUCCUAAUGCGACGGAAAGUGUCUUGGUAGAGGGACAUCAAUUUCCCGUCACACACAACCUCUUCGCGGCAUUACGCAUGCUACGUCAGCCUCACCAGCCACGUACCGUCUGGGUCGACUACAUCUGCAUCAAUCAGACAGACACGGAUGAGAAGAACACCCAAGUCGCCAUGAUGGGGGACAUAUAUCGCCGAGCCUGGAAGGUUAUCGCAUUCCUGGCCGAUGAGUCAUUAGAGUACAAGGGCCAGCCUGUUUCUUUGGAUUUGUUGCAAUUAGGAGUGACCUGGGCCAAGAGAUAUGUUGGUAAGAAAAUCGAUCGGCAGACAAUGUACUGGUGGAAGCUUGACAUUACAAGUCGCUUUUCUAAGCGAGCCCGUCGGAAAAUGGAGGUUUCUCUUGUACGUGCGAGCAGUGGCAUUCUGGACUUAGUGAAGCUGCCGUACUGGAACCGGAUGUGGACAUACCAGGAAUACCAACUGGCGACGGAAGAUCCGAUCUGCAUCUGCGGUAAUGUCGCUUUUGAAAUGUCGCUCAUUGAUCCCGCGAGAACCAGGCGACUGCAUGCCGUCGCGGACGAGAUAAGACAGAGGAACGUCCCAUCAACAGGGCUAGAUAAAAAGACUAGGGCGCAUUCCCAGCAGGUCCAGGAGACCACUACGAGUAUUAAUGGUAGUGAUGAUGAUAUCCGCGGUAUUUUAUCAUCACCUCAAGAUUACCAGCGACAGGAUCUCACACGGGUUCCGUUCUCCUGGAGCCUUGUUUUGACCAACCACCGGCAAUGUUCCGAUCCCCGCGAUAAAAUAUAUGGUUGCUAUAGUUUCUCCCCCCAGGUCCACAAGGUGUACCCGCCGGACUACAGGAAGCCAGUUGAGCAGGUCUUCCUGGAGAUAACCGAGUACCUUGUCAAUCACGAGCGCGUGGGUACCAUGUACCAUUACCUGUCUCUUCGGGAUAAUCAUCUGACGGGGAGCCUGCCGUCAUGGCUUCCUGACUACACGAAGUUAUCCUAUCGUAUGCUACACUCACAGGCAAUACCUUGGGAGAUUAACGAAGCCCUUUGGGACCCGGUCAAGGGCUGUCUGCCGCGCGUGUCACAGGAUCUAUCCACCUUGCAUCUAUGGGUGCGUAAGGCAGGAUACUCUACAGUCGUAUGCACAUUGGGGUAUGAUUCGAAGACGGUAGCUUCACAGAUAAUCAACAUUAUUUCCGACGAAGACCAUGUGCUGUGGGGAGAAUGCUGGGCACCCGGAUCUGUCUACAGCAGGUUCAUCAAGGCUUGCAUAUUUGACACCUACCGAUACGGAGACUUUAAGACGGAAGAAAUUAUAGCAGCUCUACACCAGGUCGCUCGUGGGUUUGAGCCUGAACAGGACACGAGACAGAGACUAUGCUGGGAUAUGUUAAGACAUCAUCUCCCAGUGAAUUACGGAAAGCCCGUGCUACAGGUAAAGGACUCUUGGGGCCAUGCCUUUGCUAUUGGUGACCCAGAAACAAGGGAUGGGGAUCUGGUGGUUGUGGCAACCUCAACAUUGCAACCGCUUGUGCUUCGAGGGGUGUCAGAAAAGUUUAAAUUGGUGGGUCAAACAUAUCUCGAUGGAGUGCUUAAAGCACACACGGAUAGUCCUCUUUACACUUGCUUAAUGGGGCAAUCACUUGAGGAGCUUCUUGUGAUAUGA
This is a messenger RNA of Aspergillus candidus, 1978 nucleotides long. RefSeq names its product HET domain-containing protein. Lineage: Eukaryota; Fungi; Ascomycota; Eurotiomycetes; Eurotiales; Aspergillaceae. The record is from RefSeq and is a predicted model, not a curated record. The transcript has a single exon. Bases 140 to 1978 code for a protein of 612 amino acids.